Molecule: messenger RNA, 5210 nt
Organism: Alosa alosa (allis shad)
Lineage: Eukaryota; Metazoa; Chordata; Actinopteri; Clupeiformes; Clupeidae
Gene: cdc42ep2
Product: CDC42 effector protein (Rho GTPase binding) 2
Exons: 2
Coding region: 1350-2135 (261 amino acids)
Source: RefSeq, a predicted model, not a curated record
UUCUUCUUCUCUCUCUCGCUCUCUCUCUCUAUCGCUCUCUCUCUCUCUAUAUAUAUAUAUCGCUCUCUCUAUCUUAUCUGGUCUCUUCUUUUCACCUUGCCCUACUAAAAUUCACCAUUUUCAAAAGCUCUUGAAAGGGUUAUCUUGUUUCACUGGUGUGGGCUGGUUGCUAAAUGAAAUAUUCAAGUCUGAGGGACUGAGUUUGUGAGCCAUUUCCAGGAGGGUCACCGGCAGACCAGCAGACUCACUGAGGCCCUUGUCUUGUCUUUCCUCUGGCUCCAGUUCUCAUGGGUCUAAGUGGAGGAGCUGUGACCAGCAGACAGUGAGAGCAGUCAGGCAGGGCAAGGUUAAGCAUCAAGCUUGGCUUGGGGCCAGUGCCUGGGUGUUUCUCCCUUUGGGCUGCCUUACAUUGUUAAUCAUGGGAGAACUGGCGUUCCAGUACAACAGUUUCCUUCCUGAUAAAGAGAAAGAACAGAAAGAAAAGAAGUUCUGUUAGAUACUGAGUGAGAUCUCUUUCUCUGUGUGUGUGUGUGUGUGUGUGUGUGUAGGAUAGAGAGAUGGUGGUAGUGAAACUGUGAGGGUGAUGGAGAAGAGAUGUGGUUAUCUGUUUCCGAUGGGUGUGUUAAGAACUAUUAAAAAGUGAGUAAGCGCAUGCUUCUCUGCGUGCGUCUGCGUGUGCGCCUCCCUUCGCUAAAACGGAUUUGACCCGCUGGAAUUUCCAGCAGUAAGGAAGAAGUGUGACAUUCAGUUAUAGCUCACAGAAAACCCUGGUCUGGAUUUCGGGCCAGGGCCAGAGACGGGCCAAAGGCAGUGUAACGGCGAGGGUGUUGACGCAGUGUCCAGUCAGCUGACAGCGGUGGGAAAGUCAUCUCAGAGACGUUGGUGACGACGGCACCAUCUUUGAAGCCGCGCCGUGGAACAACAGGAAGGGACGUGUCGGAAGGGAUUUGUGUAGAAUAAAACAGCGUGUGCACAUUUUCGUGUUGGACUGCAUUGUUUGUGGAAGUGUUGUUGCACCGCCAGGGCAAUUGAACUUUAGACCUUCGGAGUUGGUCGGAUUCUGAAAACAGCAAAACCCCUUCCCCUGCUGUUGGAAACUGAGAAAAACUCCAAGCUCCUUUUGUCUGUCUGUCCUGCUGUCUCUAUCCUUAAAGUUCUCUGACCUACCUGCUUGCUGGUCUCGCUCCUCUCUGUAGUUCCUCUCUUCCUUUCCUUUCUUUGGCCCGUGUUGUUUUUCUCCCUCUCUGACUCUCUCUCUCCCUCUCUUUCUCUCUCUCGCUCCCCCUCUCUUCUCGCUCACCCUGUUGCAAGACCUCGCUCUCUGCUGCCCCGGAGGGAAGGUUCCGGAGAUGUCAGCCAAGGCCCCCAUCUACCUAAAGCGCCGCAGCCGCAAGGGCAAGAAGGAGAAGCUGCGUGACCUCCUCUCCUCCGACAUGAUCAGCCCUCCGCUCGGAGACUUCCGCCACACCAUCCACAUCGGCAGUGGAGGCGGCGCCGAUGACCUCUUCGGUGACCUCUCUUUCCUGCAGGGCAAGUUCCACCUGUUGCCCGGGCAACAGGGCCGCCACGCCCUGUCGCAGUACGCCGCGGGCGGCGACGAGUUCCAGUUCAGCCGCACGUCCAGCGUGAGCGGGCACCUGCCGUCGUCUGAGAGCUCACCGCUGCUCAAGAACGCGCUGUCCCUCCCGGUCAUCGGCAGUGUGCAGGCACUCACUCUACCCGCCACUGUCUCCACCGCACCCCAGCCCCCUUCAUCACCCCCACAGACCGCACCCCACUCCCCUCCUCUGCCCAACCAGGCCCCACCACCCAAGCCUCCCAGACUGCACUUGGAGGACCGCGCCCUGACGUCGUCGCCUCCGCCCCGCCCCACGCUGGCGUCCCCGGAGCGGACCACGUCCUCGCGCUUCAGCCCGACACGCUCCAUCGAGGACGAGAGCUUCCCCGGUACCCCCGAGGAGGACACGGGGCUCCAGGACAGGCCGUACCUGUCCCACGCUGGCUCCCUGCUGUCCCUGCACCUGGACCUGGGGCCAUCCAUCCUGGACGAGGUGCUCCAGAUCAUGGACAGCCAGCACCUGGGGGGGCUCAAUGGAGGCUGUAUGUCGGGGGGCAGGCAGGAGAUCUACACCUGAAGACAAUAUCCUCCACCCCCCAUCUCACCCUUAACAAAAACACUUCCACACCUCCACCCCAUUCCCUUUAACUCAAUGGACUGCUGCAGCCACCCAAACCCCUUCAGUGCUCUCCUCCCACUCUCUCACCACACACACACACACACACACACACACACACACACACACACACACAAACACGCACACACGUGUUGUGUCCCAGCACUCCUCCACUCUAUCGAUAUAUCCAUCAGUCUUCCCCAUGGAAAGUAUGUCCGAAGUGUUUUACAGUCUCCUAUUCAAACUCUGGCCUGCUGAAACACUUGGAUUGAUGUGAGCAUUAGUGUUUUUGUGCUCGCUCUCUCUCUCUUUCUCUCAGAGGAGGAGAGAAUAGCGAGAGAAGCAGCUUUCCCAACUGCUGCUUAUUAUAUUUCAGAGUGAUUUAUUUUCUUUCUUUUUUUGUCUCUCUCUUCUAUGUUUUUUCAAUGAGACUCUUCUGCUGACCUCUACACGCUGUGAAAGAAAAGACCCUAAAACAGCUGAGCUCCAACAUGGCUGAGCUUCAUGUCCUCCUUGCGCCCAGCGUCUCUGUAUUUCUAUUCCUUAUUAAACAGAAUGGACUGCUGGUCAGACUGGUGAAACAUGAACUUGAUAAGAAUUGUGUGUGGGUAUACUGAACUGACUUUUUAGACAUGUUUUUUUCCUUUAUACCUUGUAUAGCAAAACCCCUCUGACUUUUCGAGAACGUUUUCAGUCCUGGAGGCAAUCUGCGGUCUACAACCUUGGCCCGGAUUCCUCAGCACAAAAACCUCUUUUCUUUUUUCUCUCUCUCUCUCUCUCUCUCUCUCUCUUUUUCUCGAAAGAGAAAAUGCACAGCGGGAACAGUUGACCUUUUCCGAGUGGAGUGAUGACUUCAUCCUGAGUGUUGCGAGUGAGCCGGUGUGUGUGCGGACCCCCUCCCAGUCCCUCCGGGUGUCUCAGUCCAACACUGCAGUGUUUUUUUUUUUUACACAGAGCAAAGAAAAAAACACCAAGCUCCACGCACUGCACUAUUCUGAUACAUUUUUACUGGAGUUGAAAAAAUACGUAUUCGACCAAAUCAGAGUGAGUCUGAAACCUCCAUUGAGUGAGACAGCCCUCUUUAAAAAGCAGAUUGUUUUUGGUUGUUAGUCUGUUCAGUUUUCUGAGGCCUGACUUUUGGAUAGUUGAGGGUGGAGGGGGGCCCUUCAGGGUUGUCUGAGUUUGCGCUGUUCUCUCCUGGGUGUGUUUUGGGAGCUGCAGCUGUGCCGCUGCCCUCUCCCCUUCUCUCUGUCUGUCUCUGGUCGAGGUCCAAGGGAGCAUGGAAGUUGCGCUAGUGUGUUAGCACUGGCCGGCCACCUGCACCUACCUCUUCAGGGGCCUCAUCUCUUGUCAUGGUGGUUGGAAGAGCCACGGGUUUCAUGGACAUGUGGUUGAACUAAGGAGAAUCACAACAAAUGUGAAAGGAAAAAAAAAAAAUCUUUCUGAGAAUUGACGUUAAUGAGCAUUAUGUAAGCGCAAUAAAGUUUGCUGUAGAGCAAAACACACAUUAAGCUUUAUGUUUGCAGUUAUGAUGGUUUUGAGAAUAGAAGGUAGAUCCACAUUCACAGAGAAAGUUCAUGCUGUUUUACAGUUCUUGCAUUGAUAUUGUUUGUAUUUUGCCUUCUUUGAUUUUAAUGUGAAUUGUUUUUACCAUAGGGGUCCGUGGAAUUUUAAGUAGACCAAGAAGAGAGGAUUUUUUUUAACUAAGCAUGGGUACUUUGCACUUCAAUUUCUGUAAUAUAUAAACGUUGAAUGUACAGUAUACAUAGACACUAAUGGUAGAUUAUCAGACAAGCUUAAUGAAAUGAAACAGCACAAGAACUUUCCAUUUAAGCAGGACCAAUGGAGCAACAUUAGAAAGGUUAUUAAUCAAAACCACUUUGUCUCGAAAUUCACUGACAUUAAUCUCUGCCAAUCCACAAAUAUAGACAAAUCCUAAAAAUAAGACUUCUUGUCCUGAUACACAUUGACACAUGGUCCUGACAUUAUGUAUAACCACUAAUUUCACCUUAUACCACUGUAAUUUAUACAUAUAUUUGCUCUCAUUAAUCAUCAUGUCUAAUAUUUCAACACUUGAGGUGCUUUAACAUAACUGUUAAAGAGGUAUAUUUGCAUCACGUGCGGUGCAAUCUGACAGCAUAUUGUUUUGAAGGAGAUGUUCAGCUGUACUCUAUUUGAAUGUGACUUAGUAGUCACACAGAUAAGCUGUGUAUGUGUAUAAAUAGCUACUUGUCAGGAUAACAGUGCAUGUCACCUCAUAUGCUGAGAACACGAUUAGAUGCGGGAAGUUAAAGUUCUGGAGUUUUGUGAUAUCAUUUUUGUGUGGGUGUGUGUGCGCGUGUGUGUGCGUGUGUGUGUGCGCGCGUGUGUGUAUGUGUGCGUGGCUGACAUGUUAGAUAAGGUCUGUGCUGCUGGCAGAGCUCUCACUCCUGGCUCUCUCACACUGUCCACUCAGCCUGGUGUACUAGUUCAAUGAGAGGUGCCUGGGAUUUGAAUGAGAACUUCAGUGCGUCUCCUUAACCUCCUCCUCUUCCAUUGGAGCCAGUGGUGCCUAUGAAGUCUUACAUUUAUCAAGUGGGAAUAGACACUCAUCAUUAACUGUCACCGUGACUACACUACUUUCCUGUCUUGAUCUCAACAACACUAAAUAGAGUAUCAUCAAUAUAGACAGGACAUUACAACCCUAACAUGGAUAAAUAUGUCUGUGUAUGUGGCUUUUCCUGGCUUAAUCUCAAUGGACAGACACAAAAUAUCACUAAGUCUGAUCACUUUAAAUGCUAACGGUGGUUCUGUUUCAACUGGAAGGCCACUUUACACAGCUAUGAAUAUGGAUGCAUUCACAGGAAACUUUGUAACAUUUCAGUGUAUUUUUCUACACUAUUCUGGACAUCAAGAUGGACACAAUCUUGCUGCUGCUGUGAUGACUAGUUAUGGUGUUACAUGCUGGGAUCGUUUGUGCACUUGGGUGAAAGGUGAAAUAUAUGUUGACUCCUAGCUGUACAUGAUUAUAAAUAAAUGUUCUUUUUUGUGUAGAAA